This is a messenger RNA of Prinia subflava (tawny-flanked prinia), 1243 nucleotides long. RefSeq names its product distal membrane arm assembly component 2 like (gene DMAC2L). The record is from RefSeq and is a predicted model, not a curated record. The transcript has 4 exons. Bases 267 to 854 code for a protein of 195 amino acids. NCBI's taxonomy places the organism in Eukaryota, Metazoa, Chordata, Aves, Passeriformes, Cisticolidae.
UUUCCCUCUCCUCCUCCUCCUCUCCUCUCCUCCUCCUGCCGCCCCUGCCCCUCCUGCCGCGCUCUGCCGGGCAGGGCAGCGCCGCGCCGGCCUCCGGGCAAGGUUCGGCCGCUGGGCGCCGGGGGCGGUGACGGCCGCCCCUGCAGCCGCGGGCCCCGCCGGGCUCCCAGCGCCGUCAGGCCUCGGCGGCGGCACGGCCUUCCCUGCCGCUGCUGGUGCUCCAGGUUAACAUCGCCCUUUCCCCCUCUCCCGUCUGCAAGAAGGCGAUGAUGGCGUUGGGGACACUCUUGAGGAAGCCGCCGCUGCCGCCGAGCAGUUGUAGAGCCUUCUGGGGAUGGCUGAAUGCCGUGUUCAACAAGGUGGACCACGAGCGCAUCCAGGCCGUGGGGCCGGACCGCGCCGCCUCCGAGUGGCUGCUGCGCUGCGGGGCCCUGGUGCGCUACCAGGGCUCGCCCCGCUGGCAGCGCGACUACAACGGGCUCCCCACGGGCCCGCGGGGACAGCACAGGAUCGAGGCCAUCAGCGCCACCGACGCCUGCAUCAUGCACAGGGGCUUUGAAUACCUGGAUGGGCUGGAGCACGUCACGGACAUCAAGCUGGAGAAGUGCAUGUACAUCCAGGACGAGUGUCUGCAGAGGCUCAGCGAGACCAGCACGCUGCAGAAGAGCCUGCAGCAGCUCAAGAUCAUUUCCUGUGGGAAUGUCACAGACAGAGGCAUCCUUGCACUCCACAAGUUGGCGAACCUGGAAUAUUUGUAUCUGAGUGACCUUCCUGGGAUCAGAGAGAAAGAAAAGACCUUCCGAGUCCUUCAGCAGGCGCUGCCCAAGCUGGUGCUGGAGCUGGAUUUGGAAUAAACACAGCAGCACGUAGCUGAGAUGUAUGUGAUUUCCUAGUAUUUAUCUUAUGUUGCAUAAAUGGAGUUGUAGACACUGCUGUAUUCCCAGCAUGGAAGCAAGCCCAGCUCUCCCAGUCCAGCCUCAAAGGUGUAUGUGACCUUUUGAGAAAUCAUGCUAUUCAGUUUUAUUAAGCUUAAACAACAGACAAGGCAGGCCUCUGCAUGUAGGCAUCUGUUCCCUGUUUUUCUGGGAAGCUCUGAAUACCUCAGUUCAAGUUCUCAGUACUUCAUUGCACAGAAGCAAAGUGGGGGAAUGGUGGGGUGUGUGUGGCCGCUGUGUGGUGCUGGUGCUGUUCCCUCCGGGUGCUGAUUUAAUAAAAGAGGUUCUGGGUCUUUUUGUGUUCUCCA